Messenger RNA from Polistes canadensis, 1772 nucleotides. RefSeq names its product eukaryotic translation initiation factor 3 subunit G (gene eIF3g1). Lineage: Eukaryota; Metazoa; Arthropoda; Insecta; Hymenoptera; Vespidae. Gene Ontology annotation, molecular function: translation initiation factor activity; RNA binding. Gene Ontology annotation, cellular component: eukaryotic translation initiation factor 3 complex; cytoplasm. The transcript has 3 exons. The record is from RefSeq and is a predicted model, not a curated record. The coding region runs from base 128 to 988 and encodes 286 amino acids.
CAUCAUCGCUAACCAUACUGGACAACCUAAGACAUAUCCGGAAAUACCACCAUAUUUAUCGCAUUUUGCUGCCUGCGUUCUGAUUCUCUUUAAUUGUAUCCUACAGUUUUUCUUCGUAUUUUAAGAAAUGCCGGUAGCAUCUGAAAUUAAGUCCAGCUGGGCAGAUGAAGUCGAAGAAGAAGGAGGAGUAUUACCUCCACCUUCUGAGGUUUAUGAGAAUGGAUUUAAGAUUCUUACAGAGUAUAAGUAUAAUCAGGAUAACAAGAAAGUCAAGGUAGUAAGUACUUACAAAAUUGAACGUCGCAUAGUAUCAAAGACCAUUGCUGCGAGGAAGAAUUGGGCAAAGUUUGGAGACUCCACUGAUGACAGACCAGGUCCCAAUCCUGCUACUACGGUUGGUGCAGAAGAUGUCUUCAUGCAAUUUAUAUCUAGUAAAGAGGAAGAAAAUAAAGUCGAAGAAGAUACUCUCGAUAAGCUUAAAAACAUGGGUGAUAAGGGUGUCGUUAAAUGUCGUAAUUGUAACGGUGACCAUUGGACUUCUAAGUGUCCGUACAAGGAUACUGUACUUGCUGGAGGUAAAGUACCAGAUGAUAAGAAACCUCUUGUAAGUCCUACUGUUCCUGGAGCAAUGGCUGAGUUGAAACCACAGGGAAGUAAAUACGUUCCACCGAGUAUGCGAGAUGGUGGCAACAAGCGUGGUGAUGCUAUGCAAAUGCAGAGAAGAGACGAUACUACAGCCAUUCGUAUUUCCAAUUUAUCUCAGAGUACUACAGAUGCUGAUUUGGAUGAACUGGUUAAAUCGUUUGGAACGGUCGUGAAACAAUACUUAGCAAAAGAAAAACAAACAAAUUUGUGCAAAGGAUUUGCAUAUGUACAUUUCAAGUAUAGAGCGGAAGCUGCUAAAGCUAUUGCCACUCUCGAUGGUUAUGGAUAUGAUCAUCUUAUUUUAAGCGUAGAAUGGUCCAAACCUCAACAACAAAGUAACUAAUUCAAUUCGAUGUAAAACAAUAAGAGAAAAUCUUUACGCUGGACAUAAUGGGUGUGGCUGUGCCAAGUUGUGAAGUCGUAGAACAAGUAAACAAUAUUCAAUAUUUUUCACUUUUUCAUGUUUUCCAUUUUUACAUCUGAUAUUUCCAAUGAAUACAACAUUUUAAUGAAAUGACAAUUUGUAAUUUUAUAUAAACCGAAUUCAAAUGAGGUUAAAAUUAUAUUUUUCUCGAUGACACAACUUGUCACCAAUUUAUUUCAAUUUUCAAUCAAGUUUUGCAGUAAAGUAAUUCUCUUUAAAAAACAUGAUUUAUUGGAUUUUUUUUUAUUUAAAAUUGAUUGUAAAUAGAAACGAUAUUAUAUACAUAAGCAUCGAUUAUUACUACAUAUAUAAUUAACAGCCCAAUUAUAUUAACACUUCGUAAUGCAGCAUGAUUUAUCGAUAAUACCUAUCCUUUAUUUAUUGUCCAAUCGAGUUCCAGUAAAUUCCAAUACAAUUUCAUUUCAACUUAUUAUAUAUAAAUUAAGUAACUAAAUUUCUUAACGAAUUAUUUUAUAUGGUUUCAUAAAAAGUUUAAUUAUGUUUAUUUUGUGUGUAAAUUUAAAAUAUUUAUAUUAUUAUUUUUUAACCGUCUCAUUAACGAUCCGUAUAGAGAUCAGUCGUUCAUACGAGACUUUUGCAUGAAGGACCAUUAAAUGGAUCGCUUAUACGAGACCUUUGCAUGGACAAUUCGUAUAUGGGACGCUAGUAACGAAAGCGGGUUAAGAAAGUAGGUGAUAAAAAA